AAGAAUUAGUAAAGAAAAUGGGAAAGGGAGAAAUAGGCCCACAAUUCCCUCUCUCCUCUCUUUAGUUUCUCUCCUUUCCCACUGCAUCGACCUCGAGUGUCCUCUUUGAUCAAACUACGUCCGCGGCUUCGCCAGAACCUCAACUCAAUGGACCAAUACCCCUCCAGAGAUCGAGAGGAGUCUGACGACGAUGCCCUCCUGGAAGCGUUAGAGAACGAAGACGACUCAACAUUCCGCGCGCAGCGAAUCGAACAGCUCAAUGCUGAGUUUGCCGCAGCCCGAAACAAUGCGGUUCAAAGCAGCGCUGCCUCAAUCGCGACAGUCGUUGAAGACAAUCUUUAUCCUACUUUGAAAACCGACUCGAGACUUCUGAAUUUCACAACCCAAAGUCAUCGAUGUGUCAUUCACUUCGCACACCCAGAUUUCGCGCGCUGCAACACUAUGGACGAGCACAUUCGAGCGCUGGCUCUUCAACACCACGAGGUGCGCUUUGCGCGGGUCGACGUGCGAGACACCCCGUUUGUCGUAGAGAAGCUCAAGGUCCGCGUCCUUCCCUGUGUCAUUGGCUUCAGAGAUGGGCUAGCGGUUGAACGUUUGGUGGGAUUUGAGGGCCUUGGUGCGGGUGGGCGUGAUGGGACAGACGGAUUUAGCACGGCGACGCUGGAGAAACGGCUCGUCUGGAAAGAAAUUUUGACUCAAACAAGACUGAAAAACAUGAGUAAUAGUUCAGAUUAUUCGGAUGAAGAUAGCGACGACGACACUAGUGGGCGGCAAAAUGGAAGGCGGACUAUACGGAGCGGUAACUCACGUCUGCGCCGGCUUGGUGAUAGCGAGGACGAUGAUGAUGACGAUUGGGAUUAACAUCGAACACACUGUCAAUGAACGGGGUGGGUAUAACGAAACAAUCUUUGACCCCAGGAUGAAUGAUUAUGGAAGAUAUAGGUCCUUGCAUAAUCACCAAACUUCGUAAUCUGAACCAGGCGCUGUGUUGCUGGGAUGCCUGUGGCUCUAACCGCAUGAUGAAUGAAUGCGCUGGGCGCGCAUAUCUCUGCUGCGUUAGGCAAAAGCUACGGGAAUGUCUCGCGUGAUCAGUCAGAAGAGGAUGUCAAGAGCUGUCCAAGACAAUCGUCAAGUGUAGGCAGUAGGGCAUAUAUUCGGCCUAUAUUCGAGAGCUCGGCCACCUUGGGACAAGAU
This is a messenger RNA of Aspergillus saccharolyticus JOP 1030-1, 1194 nucleotides long. Its product is annotated as thioredoxin domain-containing protein. Lineage: Eukaryota; Fungi; Ascomycota; Eurotiomycetes; Eurotiales; Aspergillaceae. The transcript has a single exon. Bases 148 to 861 code for a protein of 237 amino acids. Gene Ontology annotation, cellular component: cytoplasm. The record is from RefSeq and is a predicted model, not a curated record.